Molecule: messenger RNA, 1008 nt
Organism: Saxophila tyrrhenica
Lineage: Eukaryota; Fungi; Ascomycota; Dothideomycetes; Mycosphaerellales; Extremaceae
Exons: 2
Coding region: 1-1008 (335 amino acids)
Source: RefSeq, a predicted model, not a curated record
AUGGCGGCCUUGCGCCCCGAAGACGCCAUGCGCUCGGAGGCCGACACGAAGAGACCCAUCAUCACACAUCUUACGGCCGACAACUCCUGGCUCAUACAGCUCCCUCGCUCAAGUGGCGACCGCAUGUUCUUCAACAUCGUGCUUGACCCUUGGCUCACCACGAACCAAAUCGAGUUCGCCACCUGGGUGCAUGAUCAGGCUCACACGGAAAUGUGCGCUGCCCAAUCGUUUGCUGAUGUUGAGAGGUUCUGCGGCGACGUAGAACGGCUGGCACGAAAGUUCCGAUCUGUAGAAGGCGAGUCCACGAAGCCAACAAGCUACAUCGAUGCGGUCGCCCUGAGUCUGGCCAAAACGGACCAUGUACAUCAAGAGACUCUGCUCCAGCUGCCUCCAAGUGUUCCCAUCUUUUGCUAUGGUAUUGGUACCGCCAGUAUGGUCAAAAGCUGGAAGUACUUUGAGACUGUCAUUGCAACUCCCGACUUCAUUGGCAACUGGGAGAAGACCAGCAUUGCCCCCUUACCAAAGGACAUCGGCAUCUCUGCCAUCCAGAGCCGGUGGGACAUCUCGGGCCUACAUCCCGCCCAGAUCAUCAGUUGGCAGCCACCGGGAAGUAGUCAAGCCGAAUGCAUCAUGUACACACCCCACGGCAUCUUACCUACAGACAUAUCUGCCCUCGUUGAAGCCGAGCCGCCUGUCAAAGUGCUUGCUCUCCUCCAUGGCUGCCUUCGAGUGGGCGUCGGGUUCAGGUACUUUAAUACACCGGCGAAUCUGGGCGCACGCAACGGGCUGGAAGUCUCCCGGCUAUUGAAGUCGCAGUAUUGGAUCCACACUCAUGAUGAGAGGAAGGUAGAGAAAGGACUUACCAGCUGGAUCUUGGUGCACGACUGGCAGAAGCUAGAUGAUGUUGCGGAAGAGUAUGCGAAGAAGAUUGGUGAGGAGAAAGAUGCCAUAUUGAAGCAGGCCAAUUUCCACGACCUUGGGAAUGGUGGAAGUCUUGUGCUGGUGUGA